GAUUUGCAUGCGGCCGCCGCGGCCGCUGCCUGCGCCUGAGCCCGCCGCCGCCGCCGGAGCCCGUGCCCGCUCCCGGCCGGCGCGGCCCCAUGCCUCUGGCGCGGCCCUCGGGGGGGCGAAGGUGAAGACCGGCUCCUAGGAUGAGUGAAGGGGCGGCCGCUGCCUCGCCACCUGGAGCCGCUUCGGCAGCCGCCGCCUCGGCCGAGGAGGGCACCGCGGCGGCUGCGGCGGCGGCAGCGGGCGGGGGCCCGGACGGCGGCGGCGAAGGGGCGGCCGAGCCCCCCCGGGAGUUACGCUGUAGCGACUGCAUCGUGUGGAACAGGCAGCAGACGUGGCUGUGCGUGGUGCCUCUAUUCAUCGGCUUCAUCGGCCUGGGGCUCAGCCUCAUGCUCCUCAAAUGGAUCGUGGUGGGCUCCGUCAAGGAGUACGUGCCCACCGACCUGGUGGACUCCAAGGGGAUGGGCCAGGACCCCUUCUUCCUCUCGAAGCCCAGCUCCUUCCCCAAGGCCAUGGAGACCACCACCGCGACGACCACUUCCACCACGUCCCCCGCCAGCCCCUCUGCGGGCGGCACCGCCUCUUCCAGGACGCCCAACCGGAUUAGCACUCGCCUGACCACCAUCACGCGGGCGCCCACUCGCUUCCCCGGGCACCGAGUGCCCAUCCGGGCCAGCCCGCGCUCCACCACGGCACGGAACACUGCGGCCCCUCCGACGGUCCUGUCCACCACGGCCCCUUUCUUCAGUAGCAGCACGCCGGGUUCCCGACCCCCGGUGCCGGGAACCCCCAGUACCCAGGCAAUGCCCUCCUGGCCCACUGCGGCAUUCGCUACCUCCUCCUACCUUCACGACUCUACUCCCUCCUGGACCCUGUCUCCCUUUCAGGAUGCUGCCGCCGCUGCCGCUUCCUCCUCCACAACCUUAGCUUCCUCCUCCUCUACCACGACCACGCCAGAAACGAGCACCAGCCCCAAAUUUCAUACGACGACUUAUUCCACUGAGCGAUCUGAGCACUUCAAACCUUGCCGAGACAAGGACCUCGCAUACUGUCUCAACGAUGGCGAGUGCUUUGUGAUCGAAACCCUGACGGGAUCCCAUAAACACUGUCGGUGCAAAGAAGGCUACCAAGGAGUCCGUUGUGAUCAAUUUCUGCCCAAAACUGAUUCCAUCUUAUCGGAUCCAACAGACCACUUGGGAAUCGAAUUCAUGGAGAGUGAAGAAGUUUACCAAAGGCAGGUGCUGUCAAUUUCAUGUAUCAUCUUUGGAAUUAUCAUCGUGGGCAUCUUCUGUGCAGCAUUCUACUUCAAAAGCAAGAAACAAGCAAAACAAAUUCAAGAGCAGCUGAAAGAGCCACAAAGUGGUAAAAACUACAGUCUCAAAGCAUCGAGCACAAUGGCAAAGUCAGAGAGCUUGGUGAAAAAUCACGUCCAACUGCAAAAUUAUUCAAAGGCGGAAAGGCAUCCUGUGACUGCACUGGAGAAAAUGAUGGAGUCAAGCUUUGCUGGCCCCCAGUCAUUCCCAGAGGUCCCUUCUCCCGACAGAGGAAGCCAAUCUGUCACACACCACAGGUACAGCAGGAGCCUCUCCUCUUGCUGCAGCCCAGGACAAAGGAGCGGUAUGCUACAUAGGAAUGCCUUCAGAAGGACACCACCCUCGCCCAGGAGUCGGCUGGGCGGACUUGUGGGACCAGCAUAUCAGCAACUUGAGGAAUCAAGGAUCCCAGACCAGGAUACGAUACCUUGCCAAGGGGUAGAGGUCAGGAAGACUAUAUCCCACCUGCCUAUACAGCUGUGGUGUGUUGAAAGAUCCCUGGACUUAAAGUAUCCGUCUAAUGGUUUAAAAACCCAACAAAAUGCAUCAAUAAAUAUGCAACUGCCUUCAAGAGAGACAAACUCCUAUUUUAAUAGCUUGGAUCAAAAGGACCUGAUGGGGUAUUCAUCCCCAAGGGCCAGCUCUGUGCCCAUCAUCCCUUCAGUGGGUCUAGAGGAAACCUGCAUGCAAAUGCCAGGGAUUUCUGAAGUCAAAAGCAUCAAAUGGUGCAAAAACUCCUACUCUGCUGACACUGUCAAUGUGAGUAUUCCAGUCAGCAAUUGUCUUAUAGCAGAACAACAAGAAGUGAAAGUACUGCUAGAAACUGUCCAGGAGCAGAUCCGCAUUCUGACUGAUGCCAGGCGGUCAGAAGACUACGAACUGGCCAGCGUAGAAACGGAGGACAGUGCGAGUGAAAACAUAGCCUUUCUCCCCCUGAGUCCCACCGCCAAAUCAGAACAAGAGGCACAAUUUGUCUUAAGAAAUGAAAUACAAAGAGACUCUGCAUUGACCAAGUGACUUGAGAUGUAGGAAUCCGUGUGUUCUAUGCUUUGCUCAACAGGAAAGAGAGGAAAUUAAAUACAAAUUAUUUAUAUGCAUUAAUUUAAGAGCAUCUACUUAGAAGAAACCAAAUAGUCUAUCGCCCUCAUAUCAUAGUGUUUUUUAACAAAAUAUUUUUUUAAAGGGAAAGAAACGUUUCAGGAGGGAUAAAGCUUACAACUAAAGCUUUUGGGGAGAAGUCUGAAUACAAUUUCAGUUCGUCCCAACUCUGUCCUCUUUGGCUCUUAGUAGAUACGGGCUAUGCAGACCCUCAGCCCUUCAUCAAAAAGCACUGGCCUUUCCAGGUUUCGAGGAGACGAGCUGCUGCUGCCUGUGGCUGGACAUGCCAGCGAGCAGGCAGCGCUCGCCGUUUGGCUUGACAGUCCCAACCCCUAAAUUUCUCUUCACUUGACAGCCUCAUCACAGGUUAUGUCAUAUCGACAAAUGUAGUGUUUUCUAUUUAAUUUUUGAAGAAUGGCACAAAGACUCUGGAAGGAGAAGGAAGACAGAAGAGAGAGGGAGUCGUCGGGGGGUAUCUUAACUACUCUUCCUUGCCAUCUUCCUCUGAGAUUUGAAGGUGCAGAAUCUCAGAGGAAGAUAUGAAAUUCUUAUAGAAAAAGAGACAAAAAAAAAAUCACAAUGUCGUGUCACUAAAUCAUGCUGAUAGAAAUGUUUUUCUUUGAGAAUGUUUAGGGGCUCCAAAGGAGCAUUUCUCGGUGUGUGUGUGUGUGGGUGUGGGUGUGGGUGUGUGUGGGUGUGUGUGUGUGUGUAUGUGCAUGUGAGAGCAUGUGUGUGUGUGUACGUGCAUGUGAGAGCAUGCGUGUGUGUGUGAGUGAGUGUGUGAGCUCGCUCCCUCGAGCAUUUGAGCACUCGUAUGCUGUAUGCACAUGUGUUUAUUGUGAGUAUGUGUGUGCAUGUGUGUGCGUAUUAAGCUUGCUAAAAUUUGUUGAAACAUCAGGGAAUCUAAUAUUCAGAAAAAAAAAUUUCCCUUUUAGAUCCAUUCACUUUAAAUUUUUCCAUUAACUAUAAACUUCAGUUAGUAAGUUCUUAAAUCAAGGUCACUUGCAUGGUGGGGUCCUAUAACACUUUUGACAAUGUCUAAACCAUUUUCUGAUGUGAAUACUUCCGAGAAAAACUAUAGACUCAUUGAUGAUAUCUGUAUCACAGGUGAAUUGAGGAUGUGUGUUUAUUUUGAAUCACGCGUACUUAAAUUAUUUACAUAAGCCAAUGACCAAUUUGACAGUUACCCUUUGCUUUUUCAUCAUCCUCAUUACCAUUUAUUUUGUAGCAAGGCUACAACGCGUGGACCAAGACAUUGGCUUCUGUGGUUGAUAUGGAAAGAAUAAAUUGUUGAAAUCACAAAGCCCAGACGAUUCAGUUCACAGAAAGCCCCCAAAAGAACAGUAAAUUGUGUUGUAUGUUCAUUUGGAAUAAAGCAAUAUUUUUACCACUCCUGAGGUGAACUGAAACUUCUCCUGAAGAUUUGUCUGUUUUAUUUACCCUUAAUUUCCUGGGGACAUUCAAAGAAAUUAGUGUUCACAUAACCAGUCGUUUUCCAAUUAUUGGUGGUGUUGUUAUGUUUACACUGUUUUAAAUAAAA
Molecule: messenger RNA, 3948 nt
Organism: Rhinolophus ferrumequinum (greater horseshoe bat)
Lineage: Eukaryota; Metazoa; Chordata; Mammalia; Chiroptera; Rhinolophidae
Gene: NRG3
Product: neuregulin 3
Exons: 10
Coding region: 141-2327 (728 amino acids)
Biological process (GO): nervous system development; intracellular signal transduction; animal organ development
Molecular function (GO): chemorepellent activity
Source: RefSeq, a predicted model, not a curated record